This is a messenger RNA of Centropristis striata (black sea bass), 7372 nucleotides long. RefSeq names its product zinc finger protein, FOG family member 1 (gene zfpm1). NCBI's taxonomy places the organism in Eukaryota, Metazoa, Chordata, Actinopteri, Perciformes, Serranidae. The coding region runs from base 521 to 4435 and encodes 1304 amino acids. The record is from RefSeq and is a predicted model, not a curated record. Gene Ontology annotation, cellular component: nucleus. Gene Ontology annotation, molecular function: RNA polymerase II-specific DNA-binding transcription factor binding. Gene Ontology annotation, biological process: heart development; erythrocyte differentiation; positive regulation of transcription by RNA polymerase II. The transcript is spliced from 9 exons.
CGCUCGAGCUCCAUUGAAAGUGGCUCCCCGCUUCAGUGACAAUACAGGCGGACAAGGGGGCGGACCGGCGAGAGGAAACUUCACAGAAAACAAUAGCAGUCACUCCGCUGACCUCCGUAUAACUGUUUUUAUUCAGCAGCGUUGAUAUUUCACAAGAACUGUGUUUGCAGACACACGCGUCAGGGGUUUUGCGGCGGUGGCUCGUCCAGCGGAGGAAUAAUAACGUGAGCAGGAAAACGGAGAGAGAAAGGUGAGGUGAAGGCACGUUUGGGAAAGAGGAGAAGGACAGCGACAAGUAAGCAGCCACAGGUAGCCCCACACGUUAGCUGUCGUGGCAGAAGAUAUCAAAGUGCAGGCAGGUCAUGCGGAUUUCUCCGGUCGCUGAUCGGAGCGCCGCGUCGCAGCAGUAAACGGUGGGGGAAAGAGAGAAGAAGAAGAAGAAAAACAGAAGAACCAGACCGCUUCUCUGCCGCUCCGACUGCCCGUCCAAGCGGGCUCCUAGUCAGGGGGAAGAGCCACCAUGUCCCGGAGAAAGCAGAGCAAACCCCGGCAGAUAAAGCGUUCCCUCGGGGAUCUUGGCAGUGAAGAGGACAACACACAGGACAACCUCAGCCUAUCGGGAGAGGAGGGAGGAGCCUCGGAUCCAGAUGAUUCAGCAGAAGGGGAAAGCUCUAGCCCCCCACCAUACUCAUCACUGUACAAUGAAGAGCCCAGAACGCAGGACUCUCGAGAAGGCCCCGAUGAUGAAGACGAGGACGGGGAGAAGCAAGGUCCGACCCACAGCGGAGGGGAGGAGGACGAGGAGAGGGACGAAGAGGACGAGGUGUUACAGUGGAGGGGUCCCGAUGACCUGGAGUUAAGUGAAGAAGGUGGUGACAGCAGGGUGGUAGCUGGCAGGGACCUCCAUUCAGACACAACGUGGGGCCCCUACCCAGGAGUCCUUAGGUCAGAGGGCAGCACGGAUGAUCAGGAGACAGAGAAUUCCAGCCUGACUGUGGUGUGUGAAGAUCCAGACUGUUGGAUUAGUCGCCUCCCUCUUACCUCUGACGCCUUGGCUGCCAACUGUACCAUCUACAAUCAAGGUCAGGAGUUGUUCUGUAAGAUGACCAGAGAGCUUGCAGCUGGUGAAAGGCUCCUGGCCUCCCUGUCGCCUCUUCCAGGCUCCUCCUCCCCGCUGGACCAGCUCUCUCCUCCGCUCAGCCUCGUCAUCCAGAAACAACCUGUGGUGACGGAGGAGUCGCUGUACCCGCCAGCGCUACGCUCAGACAUCCAGCUCCUCCCACAACAAGCUGGCAUGGCUGCCAUCUUGGCUACUGCUGUUGUCAAUAAGGACAUUUUUCCAUGCAAGGACUGUGGAAUCUGGUACCGCAGUGAGAGGAACCUGCAGGCCCACCUUAUGUACUACUGCGCCAGCCGACAGAAGCAACCAGCCGCAGCCUUGUCCCCCCCACAAGACAAACCCAAGGAGUCCUACCCCAACGAACGCGUCUGCCCCUUUCCACAGUGCAACAAGAGCUGCCCUAGUGCCAGCUCACUGGAGAUCCACAUGCGCACACACAGUGGUGAACGUCCAUUCGUCUGUCUCAUCUGUCUGUCAGCCUUCACCACAAAAGCUAACUGUGAGCGCCACCUUAAGGUCCACACGGACACACUGAAUGGGGUGUGUCACGGUUGUGGAUUCGUCUCCACCACAAGGGACAUCCUCUACAGUCAUCUGGUCACAAGCCACAUGGUUUGCCAGCCUGGAUCUCGCAGUGAGGUCUACUCCCCAGGGCCAGGCCUUCCCAAGCUGCCCCUGUCCACUGGUCUCAGCCCAGGAGACUCUGGUGUGGUGCUAAAGUGUCAAGUGUGUGGCCACAACUCUGACUCCCCUGCCCAGCUUCAGCAGCAUGUUCGAACCCACCUGGAGGUUAGGGUCCCAGCUGAAAGGAGCCCCACCCCUCGCCAAAGCACCCCAUCAUCAGAUGACCACCCCCAGCUCCAGCCGUCUCUCCAGGAGAGGGAGCCCCUAGCCUGUGUCCCAAUGCCGGACUCAUCCAGUCCUGGUGCAAAUGGCGGCUCAGCCACACCUCGAGACUACAGCCCUUCUGACGCCCCAACCACUGACCUGAAGAUCAAAGAGGAGCCUCAUUCAGACUCAGAGACAGAAGAGCAGCAAAUGGAGAUUAAGGAGGAUGGAGAGGAAGAAGAGCUUGGUGAAGAGGAGGGGGAUCAAGAAGCAAGGAGGAAGACGAAGGAGGAGCAAGGAGCCACAUCAUCCUGCCACACAUCGACCUCUCCGAAAAGUCCAGCUAUCGCAACAGUGAAGGCAGAACCAACUAGUCCCACACCUGGUUCCAGCCCUGCACAUGUGGGAGGCGCAGGGUCUGUUCUUCCUGGAGGAGCAAUGUUCUUGCCUCAGUACAUGUUUAAUCCUGAGGCAGCCAUUUUGCCUCAGGCCUCAGAAAUACUGGCAAAAAUGUCCGAGAUGGUCCACAGCCGUCUGAAACAGGGUCAAACAGUUCCUCCGAACAACCCGGCGGCCUUCUUCCCCUCUGGAGGGACUGCAUCUGCCGCUGCAGCCACUCCCCCUCACAAAGGAGCCACUUGCUUUGAAUGCGAUAUCACGUUCAACAACAUCAACAACUUCUAUGCACAUAAGAGGCUUUACUGCUCCAGCAGGCACCACGGAGAAGGUGCAACCUCAGCUUCAGGCCCUGGAGCGACAAGGGAUGCAGCCUCAGCCACGAUACCUUCCAGUGAGGCACAUGGCUUGUCUGCAUCUCCUCAGGGUGGAGCAGCAAGUAGAGCAGCCUCUGCUUCUCCUACUGACUCUGACCCUCCUGCAGGGAGUGGAGCAACCGAAUCCAGGAGGGUGGUGGAAGUAAAGACAGAAACCCCUGCUGGGAGAGAGGGAAUAUCAUCUUCUUCUGAAGGGGAAGGUGGAGGUGGAAGUGUUGGAGGAGGAGUUGGGGGAGAAAGAGCAAGCGAAGGCAGCCAGAGUCCAGCUAGUGGUUCUGCAGAGGACCAAGAAGAAGAUCCCAAUAGAACCUUCUGCCAGGCCUGCAACAUCCGCUUCAGUCGUCACGAAAACUACACCGUUCACAAACGAUUCUACUGCGCGUCACGCCACGACCCAACCAACCACCGAGCCGUGCACAUGGCUAAGGCAACGACCGCAGCAGCAUUCCUUCCCCAACCCAUCCGCAAACGCAAGAGGAAGAAGAUGUAUGAGAUUCACAUGGCCAGGACCGAAGCCUUAGCUAACGCUGCUGCUGCUGCUGCUGCUGCAGCUGCCGCCGCCGCUGCUUCUGCACCAUCGCCCUCUGUUCUGGGCUUGGCAGUAAAGCAGGAAGUUUCUCCUGGCGGGGCUGGCAGCUCCAGCCCCGAAGGAGAUGGCCCCAUCGACCUUAGCAAGAGGCCCCGUCUGAGAGAGGCUCCACGGCAAAGCAGUAGCAGUAUUCUCCCUGCCCUGCCUCUUACUGACUACCACAAGUGCACCGCCUGCAGUAUCAGCUUCAACAGCAUUGAGAACUAUUUGGCCCAUAAAACCUACUAUUGCCCUGCCACCACCCUCCAGCCCCACACCAUGGAGCAGCUCCACAGGCUCAAGAGAUCAUCCUCUACCUCUCCCAAAAGCAGGCCUCAGCAGGAGCGCCCAGAUCUUCUGCACCCUAUGGAGGCCAAAGCUCUGCCUGCUGAGUGGGUCGCCCAGGCCCAAGGCACAUCAUCCAGUCCUCACCCCUCCGCCUUACCGGCCUCCGACGCCACAUCUCCUCCGCAUACGACCACCACACUUGCAGCCACCCCAGGAGCUGGAGCCAAAGGCGUGAGCCCCAGUUCUUCUCAGAUGGUCUGCCCUUACUGCCCAAACAGACUCAUCACCUGUGAUCUGAUGGAGCACUUCAAGACGACCCACGGCCUGGUUGUAACCAUUCAGCCGCCCCAGCCGGGCAGUGCAGUUAGUCGCAGCCCCAGCCUUAGUCCCAGGGAUGGUGCUGCUGCAACCACCUCAACCAUCCAGCCCCGACUUGUCUCCCAAGUUCACAAAGACGGCGUCAACGGGCAGGCAAGGAGUGGGACAACUUCUCCCGCGUCUCCGCUGGUAAACGGCAGCCCUUCAGCCGGGGGUGGACCACAUUCGGCCAGCUCACCUCUGCCCAUGUCUCCCCCAAGGGCUCCCUCUCUGACUUUGUCACCUGUGCCUGAGGUCCUGAGGGAGACGGUGGGGUCGUCCCACCUUCCAGACAAGGCUGUCCCAACCAUGGCCUCCCAUCCUGUACCCACACCCCAGCCUGCCCCUGCCCCCGGCCCCAAAAGCCCACUGAUCUCCCCCGUCCUGAACGGUAACUCCCGGUUCUGUCGGCUCUGCAACAUCAAGUUCAGCAGCCUUUCCACGUUCAUAGCUCAUAAGAAAUACUACUGCUCUUCCCACAGUGCUGAACACGUCAAGUGAGCUGAGUAUUUUGUCUUUCCCCUUCCCCCCUACCUUUCUGAGUGGAGGUUUUCCUUCACCAGGUUUCAAGAAGCUCAGAUGUCCCUGUUCCUCUGCCAGCCCCACCGACAUGGGUGCCAAAAUGGCGCUAAGCUGGCAGGACAAUGAAUGACAAUGAAUGACUGUUACUCACCUGGCAGGGUCUGAUGCCCGGCUGCUUCAGAGCAGAAUUUGCAGGUGGUGUUACUAACAUACAUUGACUGAUAUUUCUCCUCUGAUGGGUCAAAGUUUGUAGUACACUAAGAGCUGAGACAGAUGCUACCUGCACACACUAGUGUGCCCUCGUCCCCUAGAUCACUCUAUCUUCGUAUCCCAGUCACAAAUUCAACAUCCUCCACUCCCAGGACUCAAAGUAUGUUGCAUUAUGGGACGUUAAAAAACAAUUACGUCAACAGCCUCUUUUCUCUCUCUGUUGAACCGACAGUAAUUAGACUCUGACUGUAGGAGGCAUUUCUGACUGAUGACGAGACCGUAAUGAUGAUGCUGAUUAUGAUGAAUCUCCAGUUUUUCCCUGAGCUCUUAAUGUUCCAGACCUAAACAGAGGAAUCGUUUCUCUUGUGUGGAAAAAGACUUGAUCAUUGUUAAUGUUUUUAUUAUCUGUGCAUAGUGUAUGAUGUCUGAAAAAAAGAAUUAUAUAAUGCUUUUGGUUUCAACACUGGCUCUUUUUUGCUUACUAGAGAAGCUAAAGCAUUUUUAGCUAAAAAACAAAUAUGUGGUAUCACAAUGUUACUAAUUACUGAAGGAUAAUAUUUCAAAAUGGACAGUUUUUUUCUUGUCUUUCAUACACACAAAUUUUUAUUUUCUCUUUAAAAUGCAAGGGAGGAAAAAAAUGUGAAAUAUUUAUCUUUUCGUCCUCACUGAUUUCAUGUCAACAGAAAACUACCUACCUGGUGUCUGAGAGUACUUGUAUUUUUUAUUUGUAUAUUUUUCAUACUGUUGGAAGGAACUGUUUGGAACUGGGUGUGUUGAAGUGUAUUUUCUAAGUGUAGAUAUCUAAUAUCUUCUCACAGUAAUCACUGGGAUCACACUGAACUUUGUUAUCACCUUAGCAUUUGGUGUUCUGUUUAUGUAGUCUUUAAUUGAUGGUAAGGUCUGAAAACCAGCGCUGUUUAUUUUGAUCCCCUCUUGUACCUUGCUGAUAAGCAACACGAUUAGAUCAGAACAGCUUUCUCACUUACAGCUUUUCACAUGAGAAAGUUGAAGAGAGCGCUUCUGACCUGUUGUGUGUAUACUGUGGUGAGAAUGAUGUAGCCUCCCAGAUCUUAGAGGACACAAAAUUUAAAUUUUCAAUCAGAAGUCUUUAGUUACUACUCCAUACCAUAAAAAGUAUGACCAUUACAGACACUCAGCUUUACAUUAUUUGUUGCGCACUGCCAUUUCAUAUGUAUAUUAAGGGAUACACAAAACACCAAACAAUGAAUAUUCGGUGUCUAAUGCACAUCUUAAAAGAUGACAUUUUUCUUUUAAAUGAUUGUGUUUCUGUCCGGCAAUGAAGGCAUAGCAGGGAAUAGUCACAUCUUAGUACAACACCUCACAUAGUGGAGUAAGCACAUAUAUAAUAACCACUUAUUGUGGCCUGUGGUGUGUAUGUGUGUGUGAGACAGACUGUGCUUUUCCUCUCUCACUUUAUAGCUCUCUCACUCAUGCUCACACACAGUUUACGCCAUGUUCCCAUGCUGCUGUUGCAGUUGCAAUACAGUGUUAGUUAGAACUGUGAAAUACUUUUUUUUCAACUUCUGAUGCAAACUUACUAAUGUCAUCUUAAGCUUUUUAGGGCCGACUUAACUUAAAAUUGAAGUUUAUAUAUCGCAUCCAGACACUGGAUUUUCUUUUUCUUUAAAAUUUGGUUCAAAUUUAUCUCUCAAAUUGUGAAAUUUGACACAUUUCCCUCAGGAUUUUGUUCUUGUUAAAGUAGAGCAUUUGGACCUUUAUGAUACACUGGAACUAGAGAGUUGUGAAGAAUUAGUUGAAAGUUUCAUUGAGGCCAAUCCUCAGCAAGGGAGCACAGAAACCAGAUAUGCCGUUCAAACUGUAAACCUACCAGCGCAGGACAGAUCUGGACCUGUGUUGGCUACUACUGACCUGUUUAUUUGGUAGUAUACAAAGCCUGGUCAAAGUCUUCAGUCUCCUGUCAGAAGUGGUUGGGUGGAAUAUUGUCAUACCUGGGGUUUUUUGGUCACUUAGGUAUAACAGAACAAGCUGUAAAUGCAAAAUUGACGCAUUAUCUCAACAUAAAUUUAUUUUGGCCAAUGUGGCUAAUUAUAAGAUCCUCAUUAAAUGAUUAAUCUUAACUCUAUCUGUUCCCAAAGCUAAAAAAUCAAACGUAAAAGUGAAGGAUUUUUAACAUAUAACAAAAUUCCUAGUUCAUUAUUAUUAUUAUGUUGCCCUUUUGUGGUUUGGAGCAGCACUGUACCAGACACAUCUUACUACUAAGUGUUUACAAUUGUGCUGGUCUAUCUCUCUUAGUUCAUAAGGAGAGAGAAGGAGCAGAAGAAAAUCCCCCAUGUCAUGUCAACUAGUCAAAAAUUGAAUAAUUGGGUGCUGGAAAUCAUUAUCUGAACUUACCGCCUUUUAAUUGCACUGUGUUGUAUAAAAAUGUGCUGAAUGUUUUAGUUUUAGCAACUUUUUUUGUAAUGUAUUUAUGUUAUACAGAACUUUUCCCCAUCCAAAGUGUGUCACCUUGAAGGACUUUCUGAAAUAUUUUAACUCUCACAUAAAACGUUUUUUUUUUUUCUAGUUGUAAACAUGUUUUCUUAAUAAUUCCUCUGAUAUCCAUAAUGGGAAAAAUCACAAUGAAUGUCAAAAACUUUUAUUUUCACAUAUUUCAUUUCAGUUCCAUUACACUCUUGUCCAAACUAUGCAUGGGAAAUUAAAAAAAGUUCUGAGAGACACUGAGAA